AUGGCUAGGUCUGCCGACAGCAAACCCUUCUUCGGCGUCAGAGGCGGAUGGCUAGUCUUCUGGAUCACCGUGGCGUGCGGUGCAGACAUGUUGAUGUCUGGCUAUGACCAGGGUGUCUUCAGCAGAGCCACACUCUCGGAUGAUUUCCUCGACAAACUCCAUUUGCGGGGUCGAACGACCAUCAUCUCAGCCAUCAAUGCCAUCUAUGCUAUUGGGUGCUUCGUUGGAUCUCUCAUCGCCUUCGCGAUGGGAGAGUGCCUCGGUCGAAAGAAGUCAAUCUAUAUCGGCACGACGGUCAUCUGCGUGGGAGUCAUCCUCACGUCUGCAACCUUCAGCCUGGUUCAACUAUUCGUCGGUCGGAUUGUCCUGGGAAUCGGUAAUGGCAUCAACACGGCGACUGCCCCAGUCUGGCAGAUCGAAACAUCGCCCGCCCAGUGGCGAGGAAAACUGGUCAUGUUGGAAAUGUCGCUCCAUGUGGCCGGCUUCACCAUGGUCAACUGGGUCAAUUUUGGCGUGGCCCACAUCGACGGCGGUUUCGCCUGGAGAUUUCCCCUUGCUCUGCAGUUCAUCUUCAUUGUCAUCAUCUACGCAACCGUCUGGUGGCUCCCUGAAAGCCCUAGAUGGCUGGCGCAACACAACCGGCUCGACGAAGCCAACCUCGUCCUUUCGUGCCUCGAAAACAAGGGCAUCGAAGACACAUGCGUCCUGACGCAGAUGGAAGAAAUCCAGGACAGCGUUCAACACGAGCGCGACCACGCCAUCCGCUGGAGAGAUCUUGUCAAGACCCAAAAGCACGAGGGCACCAAACUGUUACGCCGGCUCAUCCUCGGUGCCGCAGCCCAAUUUAUCCAGCAAAUUGAGGGUGUCAACAUCAUAUCCUAUUACCUUCCAUCCGUGCUCAUCGAGCAAGUCGGCCUCUCCAACCAUACCGCCCAUCUGGUCACAUGGAUCAACGCCUUCACCUACUUUGUCUUUUCCUCCGUUUCGAUCCCUCUCGUGGAGCGAUAG
This is a messenger RNA of Fonsecaea pedrosoi CBS 271.37, 1008 nucleotides long. RefSeq lists its product as uncharacterized. Gene Ontology annotation, biological process: transmembrane transport; carbohydrate transport. Gene Ontology annotation, molecular function: carbohydrate:proton symporter activity. The coding region runs from base 1 to 1008 and encodes 335 amino acids. Lineage: Eukaryota; Fungi; Ascomycota; Eurotiomycetes; Chaetothyriales; Herpotrichiellaceae. The transcript is spliced from 2 exons. The record is from RefSeq and is a predicted model, not a curated record. Gene Ontology annotation, cellular component: membrane.